Molecule: messenger RNA, 1919 nt
Organism: Cucumis sativus (cucumber)
Lineage: Eukaryota; Viridiplantae; Streptophyta; Magnoliopsida; Cucurbitales; Cucurbitaceae
Product: non-specific phospholipase C3
Exons: 4
Coding region: 160-1749 (529 amino acids)
Biological process (GO): phospholipid catabolic process
Molecular function (GO): hydrolase activity, acting on ester bonds
Source: RefSeq, a predicted model, not a curated record
UUCCCAAAAGCAAGAUUUUUGUGAUUAUUUAUUCACACGUAGAACUUCCCCAAGGACGGACGUCUUUCAAAACGCAACAAACUAAAAUCAAAUCCCUUACUCAACUCUACUUCUCUCUCUUACAUUCCCCUUUCCAUUUCCUCUCUCACCUAAAAAAAUAUGUCUCUGGAAAUCACCGCCGGUACUGACGGCCGCGACGGUAAAGCCUCUCCAAAUCCGAUCAAAACCAUUGUCAUUCUGGUACAAGAAAAUCGAUCCUUCGACCACAUGCUUGGCUGGAUGAAAACUCUAAAUCCAAAAAUCGAUGGCGUCACUAACCAAACUCAAUUCUCCAACCCUAUCUCCACCUCCCAUCCAAACUCGCAAUCUAUUCCUUUUGGAAACGCCUCCGCCUUCGUCGAUCCCGAUCCUGGCCACUCAAUCCAAGACAUCUACGAGCAGGUUUUCGCCCACCCAUGGUCUGACGAUCUCCAUCCUCUGCCGCCGCCUUCUAUGCAAGGCUUCGCACAGAACGCCGAGCGAAUUCAAAAAGGAAUGUCCGCCACCGUGAUGAACGGAUUCAAGCCGGAGGCGGUGCCGGUGUUCAAAGAGUUGGUGGCUGAGUUCGGAGUGUGUGACCGGUGGUUCGCGUCGGUGCCGGCGGAGACGCAGCCGAAUCGACUGUUUUUGCAUUCGGCGACGUCGUUUGGACUGACUAGUAACGAUACGAAGCAGUUGAUCGAAGGACUUCCGCAGAAAACGAUUUUCGAAUCAUUAGAGGAAGAAGGCUUCAGCUUCGGGAUUUACUAUCAGUAUUUUCCGGCUACUCUUUUCUACCGGAAUUUAAGAAAACUGAAAUACAUAAAGAACUUCCAUAUCUUCGACUUGGAUUUCAAGAGAGAUUGUCGAGAAGGAAAGCUACCAAACUACGUAGUGAUAGAACAGAGAUACUUUGAUUUAGCAUCACUACCUGGAAAUGAUGAUCAUCCUUCCCACGACGUUUCAGAAGGCCAAAAACUCAUCAAAGAGGUCUAUGAAGCUCUGCGAUCCUGUCCACAGUGGAACGAAAUCCUCUUCUUGAUCACUUACGACGAGCAUGGCGGUUUCUUCGAUCACGUCCCUCCCCCCUCUGCUGGAGUUCCCAAUCCUGACGGCCGACUCGGCCCUCCGCCAUACAAUUUCAAUUUUGAUCGCCUUGGACUUCGAGUUCCGACCAUCUUUGUCUCUCCUUGGAUUGAACCCGGAACAGUGGUGCACAGGCCGAGGGGGCCGGAUCCGACGUCGGAAUUUGAGCAUUCGUCAAUUCCUGCAACGGUGAAGAAAAUUUUUGGUCUGAAACAGUUCUUGACGAAGCGUGACCAAUGGGCCGGCACCUUUGACAUUGUUCUUAAUCGCCACACCCCUAGAACUGAUUGUCCAGUCACACUAAACAAUCCUGUGAAAUUACGGGACGUCGAGGCGAACGAGAUGAGGCAGAUCAGCGAGUUCCAGGAAGAGUUGGUACAGUUAGCAGCAGUACUAAGAGGAGAUGGGAAGAAAGAAAUCUAUCCCAAAAAGUUAGUAGAGAAAAUGUCUGUUGUGGAGGCAGCUUCAUACUGUGAAAAUGCACUGAAAAGUUUCUUCAAUGAGUGUGAAAAAGCUAAAGAAAAUGGAGCUGAUGAAUCUCAAGUUGUUGUUUGUGGAAAGAACAACCAAAUUCUUCAACCUUCUAAUUCCAAGCCCAAAUCCUUAGCUCGUAAGUUCUUUGCCUGCUUCGCUUGCCAUGGUUGAUUGAAAAAUUAUUGCUCUUAUAUUGUUUAUGCAUAUGCCACCAUUUGAUUUGAUUGUUUAAUUUGAACUGUUAAUUUAAAUUUUAGUUAUAUAUGAUUGAAUAUAUAUAACUUCUUUUGUUUCAAAUGAAAAUAUAUUUACUGAUCUGUGUGUUAUUUAUUAGUGAAAAA